GCACUGAUGUGAGAGAAGGCUUCACCUCGACUCUGCUGUUUUCGUGGGACGUUGUCGCUUUAAGGAAAUGCACUUGCAGCCAUUUUCUAUUCUUUGUGUUUAGCGGAUUAGCGGACAGGCGUUAUUCGCGAGCUGAGCAUCCCUUUGAGGCGAGAGGCAGAGAAACCGUUUGGAAACACUAGUUUAUAACCGUGCGGUGCGACCCUGUCCGUCGGUAGCACGCCUAACGGACAUGCAAGUUGCAGACUUAGCUGUGGUGUGAGUGAACCCGUAUCGCCAUGACGACCCACGUGACCCUCGAGGAUGCGCUGUCCAACGUGGACCUGCUGGAGGAGCUGCCCCUCCCAGACCAGCAGCCCUGCAUCGAACCGCCCCCCUCCUCCAUUAUGUACCAGGCCAACUUUGACACCAACUUUGAGGACAGGAACGCCUUCGUCACAGGAAUCGCCCGCUACAUCGAGCAGGCGACUGUCCACUCCAGCAUGAAUGAGAUGCUGGAGGAGGGGCAUGAGUAUGCCGUUAUGCUCUACACCUGGAGGAGCUGCUCUCGAGCGAUCCCUCAGGUGAAGUGCAACGAGCAGCCCAACCGGGUGGAGAUCUAUGAGAAGACCGUGGAGGUGCUGGAGCCCGAGGUGACCAAGCUGAUGAAGUUCAUGUACUUCCAGCGGAAGGCCAUCGAGCGCUUCUGCAGCGAGGUCAAGCGGCUGUGUCACGCGGAGCGGAGGAAGGACUUCGUGUCGGAGGCGUACCUGCUGACCCUGGGGAAGUUCAUCAACAUGUUCGCCGUGCUGGACGAGCUCAAGAACAUGAAGUGCAGCGUGAAGAACGACCACUCCGCCUACAAGCGGGCGGCCCAGUUCCUCAGGAAGAUGGCCGACCCGCAGUCUAUCCAGGAGUCCCAAAACCUCUCCAUGUUCCUGGCCAAUCACAACAGGAUCACUCAGUGUCUGCACCAACAGCUGGAGGUGAUUCCAGGUUAUGAGGAACUUCUGGCUGAUAUUGUUAACAUCAGCGUGGACUACUAUGAGAACAAGAUGUACCUGACCCCCAGCGAGAAGCACAUGCUGCUCAAGGUGAUGGGAUUUGGGCUGUACCUGAUGGAUGGUAACGUCAGCAACAUCUACAAGCUCGACGCCAAGAAGAGGAUAAACCUGGGGAAGAUCGAUAAGUUCUUUAAGCUCCAGGUGGUGCCCCUGUUUGGGGACAUGCAGAUCGAGCUUUCCCGCUACAUAGAGACCAGCACCCACUACGAGGAGAACAAGUCCAAGUGGACCUGCACGCAGAGCAGCAUCAGCCCGCAGUAUAACCUGUGUGAGCAGAUGGUGCAGAUCCGGGAGGACCACAUCCGCUUCAUCUCAGAGCUGGCUCGCUAUAGCAACAGCGAGGUGGUGACGGGCUCCGGCCUGGACAGCCAGAAGUCUGACGAGGAGUACAGGGAGCUGUUCGACCUGGCGCUGCGCGGCCUGCAGCUGCUCUCCAAGUGGAGCACGCACGUCAUGGAGGUGUACUCGUGGAAGCUGGUGCACCCCACAGAUAAGUUCUGUAAUAAGGACUGUCCCGGGACGGCGGAGGAGUACGAGCGCGCCACGCGCUACAACUACACGAGCGAGGAGAAGUUUGCGCUGGUGGAGGUGAUGGCCAUGAUCAAAGGGCUGCAGGUGCUGAUGGGACGCAUGGAGAGCGUCUUCAACCAGGCCAUCCGCAACACCAUCUACGCCGCGCUGCAGGACUUCGCCCAGAUGACCCUGCGUGAGCCUCUGAGGCAGGCCGUGCGCAAGAAGAAGAACGUGCUCAUCAGCGUCCUGCAGGCCAUCCGAAAGACCAUCUGUGACUGGGAGGGGGCGCGGGAGCCCCCCAACGACCCCUGCCUGAGAGGGGAGAAGGACCCCAAGGGCGGGUUCGACAUCAAAGUGCCCCGUCGAGCCGUGGGGCCGUCCAGCACACAGCUGUACAUGGUGCGCACCAUGCUGGAGUCGCUGAUCGCCGAUAAGAGCGGGUCCAAAAAGACGCUGCGCAGCAGCCUGGACGGGCCCAUCGUGCUGGCCAUCGAGGACUUCCACAAGCAGUCCUUCUUCUUCACCCACCUGCUCAACUUCAGCGAGGCCCUGCAGCAGUGCUGUGACCUCUCCCAGCUCUGGUUCCGCGAGUUCUUCCUGGAGCUGACCAUGGGCCGCAGGAUCCAGUUCCCCAUCGAGAUGUCCAUGCCCUGGAUCCUCACCGACCACAUCCUGGAGACCAAGGAGCCCUCCAUGAUGGAGUACGUGUUGUACCCGCUGGAUCUGUACAACGACAGCGGCUACUACGCCCUGACCAAGUUCAAGAAGCAGUUUCUGUACGAUGAGAUUGAAGCAGAGGUGAAUCUGUGUUUUGACCAGUUUGUCUACAAGUUGGCGGAUCAGAUAUUUGCGUACUACAAGGCGAUGGCGGGCAGCGUCCUCCUGGACAAGCGCUUCCGGGCGGAGUGUAAGAACUACGGCGUGAUCAUCCCCUACCCCCCCUCGAACCGCUACGAGACGCUGCUGAAGCAGAGGCAUGUGCAGCUCCUGGGCCGCUCCAUCGACCUGAACCGCCUGAUCACCCAGAGGAUCUCCGCUGCCAUGUACAAGUCCCUGGACCAGGCCAUCAGCCGCUUCGAGAGCGAGGACCUCACCUCCAUAGUGGAGCUGGAGUGGUUGAUGGAGAUUAACCGUCUGACGCAUCGCUUGCUGUCGAAGCACAUGACCCUGGACAGCUUCGACGCCAUGUUCCGCGAGGCCAAUCACAACGUCUCCGCCCCUUACGGACGAAUCACGCUGCACGUCUUCUGGGAGCUCAACUUCGACUUCCUGCCCAACUACUGCUACAACGGCUCCACCAACCGGUUCGUUAGGACAGCCAUUCCCUUUACCCAGGAGCCUCAGCGGGACAAGCCGGCCAACGUGCAGCCGUACUACCUGUACGGGUCAAAGCCCCUGAACAUCGCCUACUCACACAUCUACAGCUCCUACCGGAACUUUGUGGGACCACCCCACUUCAAGACCAUCUGCCGUCUCCUGGGUUACCAGGGCAUCGCCGUGGUGAUGGAGGAGCUGCUGAAGAUAGUCAAGAGCCUGCUGCAGGGCACUAUACUGCAGUACGUGAAGACGCUCAUAGAGGUGAUGCCCAAGAUCUGCAGACGCACUGCCAGUACGGAUCACCCGUGAGUACCGCGGAUUGCCGUGAGGGACGCAGGCAUCCUGGAGUUCUUCCACCACCAGCUGAAGGACAUCAUCGAGUACGCCGAGCUGAAGACCGAUGUGUUCCAGAGUCUGAGGGAGGUGGGGAACGCCGUGCUGUUCUGCCUGCUGAUCGAGCAGGCCUUGUCCCAGGAGGAAGUGUGUGACUUGCUGCACGCCGCCCCCUUCCAGAACAUUCUGCCCCGCGUGUACAUCAAAGAGGGGGAGCGUCUGGAGGUGAGGAUGAAGAGGCUUGAGGCGAAGUACGCCCCGCUUCACCUGGUGCCCCUGAUCGAGAGGCUGGGGACCCCACAGCAAAUCGCGAUCGCGCGGGAGGGGGACCUGCUGACGAAGGAGCGGCUGUGCUGCGGCCUGUCCAUGUUCGAGGUCAUCCUGACGCGCAUACGCAGCUACCUGCAGGACGCCGUGUGGCGCGGGCCGCCGCCCACCAACGGCGUGAUGCACGUGGACGAGUGCAUGGAGUUCCACCGGCUGUGGAGCGCCAUGCAGUUUGUGUACUGCAUCCCCGUGGGCACCCACGAGUUCACUGCAGAGCAGUGUUUCGGAGACGGGCUGAACUGGGCCGGCUGCUCCAUCAUCGUCCUGCUGGGCCAGCAGCGCCGCUUCGACCUGUUCGACUUCUGCUACCACCUGCUCAAGGUGCAGAGGCAGGACGGCAAGGACGAGAUCAUCAAGAACGUGCCCCUGAAGAAGAUGGCCGACCGCAUCAGGAAGUACCAGAUCCUGAACAAUGAGAUCUUCGCCAUCCUUAAUAAGUACAUGAAGGCAGUGGAGACGGACAGUUCCACCGUAGAGCACGUCCGCUGCUUCCAACCUCCUAUACACCAAUCCCUGGCCACUACCUGCUGAGAAAAACCCUCCCCCCCGAAAACCCACCAAUCCCUGGCCACUACCUGCUGAGAAAAACCCUCCCCCCCGAAAACCCACCAAUCCCUGGCCACUACCUGCUGAGAAAAACCCUCCCCCCUGAAAACCCACCAAUCCCUGGCCACUACCUGCUGAGAAACCCCCCUUCCCCCAUGUCCCAGGUCCCUAGGCUCAUCACUGUAGCCCCGCCCACAACCUCUCUGCUCUGUAUGUCCAUUAGAGCAGAACUCAUUACCUGGUUGGUUCUGAGAGUAAAUGUAGUUUUAGCCCCGCCCGCCUCGUGCAGAUCCAUGCUCCUCGGUCCUUACACAGGUACGCAGAAUAAGGGCGGGGCUCCACCACAGCUAACCCCGGCAACCGCGUGAACAGGAACAUCCCGCCCCUCCUCAAGCGUGAGGAAGCGUCGCACAUUUCCUCACCUGUUAAAACAAAAGAACAAGGUAAUGUCUGCUUUGUGCAGCUCGAAACCAUCCUAAAAUAACAAAAAAGGACUUGAUGCUCUCAGAGAUUACCCUCAAUCAACAGCCUGGAUUUCACAGUAGCAUCCACAACCUAUAAUAUUAUCAAAUCAAUGAAUUUGGCAGAACGCAGAAUGAAUAUACGGCCUUGUUCAAUAUAACUGCAAAGAGUUCCACAGAGCAAUGCAUUAAUCAGUCAGUCUUUUUCUUUUUACCCAGCUUUAUUGUGUGUGUAGUUUCAGCUGAGGACAGGUUGCUUUGGGGUUAGAUUGAAUCAGGCCCCUGAGGGAAGGGAAUGAUUCACGUUUUCUCUUCAGCUGCUCAGAACUGCUUUGGUUUGUUUGGUUUUGUUGCGUUUCCAUGACGUUCCAUCUCACUGUGUGGACUACUGUAUCCCUCAGAACUGCUUUCUGUAAAUAUGUUUUAAUGUUCCAUUGUUUUAAUGCCACUCCUUUUAACUAUAAUCAAGCCCACUGCCUUUGCCUGCUUUACUUCCUGGAGAAGAAUCUCCACAAAUCCUCCAUUUUAUUUUACUGGCGGGUAUUGAAAGCUGACCCUUAUAGGCCAGAAUCAGUCCAGUGGCACUUUAAUCAGGCCCCCCACCAACACAAAGACCCCCCCCCCCCCCUUAACCCUCUAAGAAAGCUUUAAUGGGGGAAUAAACAUUCAGAAUGCGUGCCAGCUCCUCACAGAGGGACAAAACCGGACUCAUCCCUGAAAAAGAACUCAUCCAUGCGAGAUAGUCAACUGACAAACAGCCAGCCCGUGGGUGGAGAGAAUUCUGUUAAUUAGCUGAUUUUUUUUCUUUUUUUUUGUUGUUUUUAAUCGAGCGAAAGGACAAAAUAAACAGACGAGAGCAUUGAUUUUACAGUUACAGAUGAGGAUUCUGCCUCUUCUGUUUUGAAGGGGCAGUUCUCCUAAAAAUGAAAAUGAGGUAGGUUUUAAAUUACCUGGUAGUAUCUGUCCAUCCAGGUAGUUUAGCUGAAACGUGACAAGUUUUCUAGAAGCAGUAGCUCAGGUUCGUGAGUAACCGGGGGAUUAUAUUUGGAAAGAGACGUUGUUGAAUUUUUCAAAUGUUAAAUUUUGGCACUUUGAAGCCACACAAAAAUGUACCCGUGAGGUGCGUUUUAUCAGAUUGAGCUGCUGUGAAUGUCUAGAAAACAUUUCAGCUAAACUACCUGGAUGUUCAUGCGUUACCAUGGUUACCACGGGAAGAUUUGGUUUGAAGAGAAGCGAAGGACAGCCGCCUGUCACCUCCCCACCAGCCCACCCCCGUUGGGUCAGAGUAACGUCAGUACAACUCACAGAGGACCUGAGCUUCAGACGCUCCUGACUCGCCCUCAAACAGGCUCCUUUCAAAACGGAAAAUAAUGCAACGGUCAGGAUUCAAAAGAUGUUGAAACAGUAGGUUUCUGUCAUUGUGUGCGUCACAUGUUGUGUGAUUUUAUUUUAUUUUUUAAUCACUGUAUUGUACAGAGAACAGCCUCAGAUGGUGGUAUGGUAAUGUUGACGCACGUGACCCCUGACCCCUAUACCCUGUGGGGGGAGCGCAGUGUAAAUACCAGCUCCAUCAGAUCCACAUAUACAUAACCACUGAAGAGAGAGAUAUAUAUAUAUGAAAGAUGCCAGAGCAACAACUCUGGGUUUUUUUUGCUUUUAUUUAUUGUAACUUUUUCAUAGUUUUCUGGCUUCAGAAAUGAACAGGAGGAUUUUCCCCCAUUCACCACUGCUGUGUAUUUCAUUGACAAAGUGAGGUACUGAGUGUUGUAACGGUUUUGCUUUUAAAAAAAAUAAUAAUAUUGGUAAUUUAAUCUGUAUCUUCAUAAUUAUGUUGGUUCUACUUUUGACAAGAAAUGUCAUCUAUUUUUGCAAGUCAGAUUCUUAAUGCUGUUUGUCUGUUAAACAGUUUUAUAUUAUUUAGAUAUGCAAAACACAGUGGCAUCAUUACACCUUUCUCGACAAACCCCAUCAGAGAAAGAUGUGUGGAAUUUUAUCCAGACACGAUUGGUUGAAAUAUGUGUCUCAAGCAAAUGCCCUGAAUAGAACCAGUAGUGUAACCCGAUUGGAUAAAACGUAAAAAUGGGGAGGAGUUGAGUUGUUGUCUUUGAAAAUUACAGACCAAUCCGAUUCCCCUCUUACUAACAGAGCACUCUGGGAAUCUGAGUAAAAUCGUUGGUUGCUUUUUCGCCCCUUACUCCAACAGCUGGGUAGUCUGGAAACAAGUCAGUAUUUGCAGUUAUUGGCUCUUUACUUUCAGUGUUACCAAAUCAUGCAUUUAAUAUAUUUAUAUCUAUUUUCCAUUUUAUAUUUGACUGAAACAACAUUUUUAGUAAAACAAAAAGUCUUAAAACAAAAAUGCAUGGCAGCUUCUGUUAUAAAGUUUUUAUUUGAAUAUGUGUCCUUAGGCCUAAUUUAGCAUUUUCUUUCAAGUUUUUGUUUUAAGGAAUUUUGAUUGCUUUUGCGUUUUUAAAUAGUGCUUUCCACUGUUCCUUAAUUGAUAUUUAUUAAUAUAAUUAUACUUUAUUUUUCCUUUAAGGGGUGAACAUUUAAAUUGAAAAAAAAAAACAAAAAAACAAUGAAGCAUCAUUUUAAAAUCUUAGCAUGGCAGGUGUACUUUAUUGUGGUCAUGGCCCUGUUUGUGAGGUUUUGUUCAUAUUGUUGUUACGAGUGAUCAUGUUCUGGAAUAUAAAAGAUGAAAAUAAACUACACAACAAACAGUCCAUCAGAGGAACUGAAACAAUGUUGUAUUUCCAUGAAAUAAAAAAAAUUCUAACUGAAA
This is a messenger RNA of Anguilla rostrata (American eel), 7319 nucleotides long. It is a transcript of the gene cyfip2, whose product is annotated as cytoplasmic FMR1 interacting protein 2. Gene Ontology annotation, cellular component: neuron projection; synapse. Gene Ontology annotation, molecular function: small GTPase binding. The record is from RefSeq and is a predicted model, not a curated record. Gene Ontology annotation, biological process: regulation of actin filament polymerization; apoptotic process; axon guidance. NCBI's taxonomy places the organism in Eukaryota, Metazoa, Chordata, Actinopteri, Anguilliformes, Anguillidae. The transcript has 29 exons.